Messenger RNA from Fonsecaea erecta, 918 nucleotides. RefSeq lists its product as hypothetical. The record is from RefSeq and is a predicted model, not a curated record. The transcript has 2 exons. Bases 1 to 918 code for a protein of 305 amino acids. NCBI's taxonomy places the organism in Eukaryota, Fungi, Ascomycota, Eurotiomycetes, Chaetothyriales, Herpotrichiellaceae.
AUGUCAAAUUUGUUCAACCAACCAUGGACACUUUCGGAGCAAAUCGUCUUGUUGACCAACAUUAUUCAGGGUGCUGGGCAGGAUGUGCCAGCAUUUCUGGUGCGCGCCAUGGAGCAGUCCAAUAUACAACCCAGAUGGGACGACGUGGCACUGCCAGCAGGCCGCACUCCUCCCGCCUGCCGACAAAUGUACAACUACUUGCGUAGUCAAUACCGCACCUUCCCAGGGACGGGGGUCCAAGGCUUCCCUCAGCAACCGCUUGCACCAUAUCCGGAAGUGAGGGCAGUGUCGGUGCCGGAGUCGGAUGCGCCCCAGCCAACACGACGUGCGAUUCAGCCUCGUCCUCCUCGGUCGACCGACUCGCCCAUCCCUCCGACUACGAAUGGAGAGGCGUUCCGGAUCUUUCGCCCUUUCACUCAACCCGAACCGCUGGGCGAAAAGCGCAGGAAGCGCGGUCGUCCAACAAAAGAAGAAGUAGAAGAGCGCGAUCGCAAGCUGGCAGAGGUUGGGCAAACUUACGAGCCGAAGAGGAGGCCAACGAAGAAGUCGAGACCGUCCGAAACGCCUGGUUCGCUUUCUGAAGCCCUUGCCACAACGUCCCCCGUGAUGCAAACUCCGCGCUUGCAGCAGGUGACACCGAAGGAGGAGACGUCUAGCGGGAAAAGACGGUCAAGGCGCCAGCGCGAUGAGGGGGAAUCGUCUCGCCAGGCUCUGUCUGGGUCUCCUGGGGAUGAAUCGGGUGACGGACGGAGCACAGACGCCGCCCAGAGUCCUUCCGACCGACUUCUCGCCAGACCCGAACGGGCUCAGCCAGCUCCCUCUCUUGCUAGAGACGUACAGCAGAUAUCGAGCGCACCUCUUGGGUCUCAAUCAGGGGGAAAGCAGACCGAUCCACCACCAGGCCCUCCGUCCAUUUAA